Molecule: messenger RNA, 4044 nt
Organism: Paramecium tetraurelia
Lineage: Eukaryota; Ciliophora; Oligohymenophorea; Peniculida; Parameciidae
Exons: 4
Cellular component (GO): cytoplasm
Molecular function (GO): protein binding
Source: RefSeq, a predicted model, not a curated record
AUGCCAGAGUUGUUUAUUCCUGUUUAUUUCGGCUCAUUUGACUUUUAAAAUCAUUUUAUUACAGCAUGGGCUGAUGAUUUAGAUAAAAAGAGGAUUGCCACAGGUUCAAUAAAUGGAGACAUCAUCAUUUGGGAAUUUGACAAUUUCAUUUUAAAACCACUUAUAAAGUCAACACCACAUUUAAUAUACAGAGUAGGAGGAGUCACAGCAUUAUAAAUAAUGAGAAGACCAUUUGCUGAAUUCUAGGAUAGCAAUAUGAAUUGUGCAAUAGCAAUUCAUUAAGAUAAGAGGAUUAGAAUUUUGAGUAUGUUAGAUGGCAAAUAAAUUUUAAUUUCAGAUCAUGAUUAAUUUCCAUAUACAAAAUAAAUAACUCAAAUCUACCCAAUUGGUGAUCGAACAAGUAGAUAUAUAAGUUGUUUUGGUGAAGGAACAGCUCUUUACAUAUAUGAUUUAUGGAAAAUGUGUUGCAGCAAAAUAUUUUAGAUUCAGGAUGAAUUUGAUCAACCAAGAUUUACCAUUUUUACAUCUAUUGGAGCAGACUUUGCUGUCAUUGAUAGCAAAUGCAGAGUCUACAAAAUUGAUACAUCAGCAUAUAAGAAAACUGAAAGAUAAAAUUAUUUAAAGUAUAUUGAAAAGAAAGCAUAAGAAAAAAAGAAAAAUGGAAUAAAAAAAUCGUUGAUUAGGAUGUCUUCUAGUUUUUCUUUAAAAGGAUUGCCUUAAAGUAAAAUAAUCAAUACAGUUUACAACACUAAAUCAUAGAUCAUGUACAUUGUUUAUUCAAAAUCAAUAUAUGUUGUGAAUUCUCCGUUUAAAGAAACAGAACAAUAGAGGGAAAUGUUCUCAAUAUAAUCUUCUACAAACUUGAUUAAAUUUAGAAAUGUGCAUUUAUUUAAAAGUCAAAAUAAAACUAUGAUAGUUAUUGAAUAGUUGAAUGGACACACUAGUUUCAUUUAUGAGAAAGAUAUUCAAGACAUAAUAAGUUUAAUAUCUAAAAGUUAUAAUUAGUGUAUAACUCUGGAUUUUAAUGGAUUUAGUUUUUCAAAAUAAAGUUAAUCAUACUAAGGUUAACUCUUAUUAUUAGUUAAUUAAUAAUUGACACCAAUCUAAGUUUCUAAAUAUUUUUUCUAAAAGAUCAUCUACACAAUUAAUAAUUUAUUAUUUAGAUAAAAUGGAUGCAUUAUUGAAAUUUAUAUACCAGAUUCGAUUAAUUAUGAGGAUUUUCGUAUUUGCAGUCUCUAAUAGGAUAAUUUGUUUGACAUAAAAUUAUUAUCAGAAGGAUUUAUGCUUUUCUUGCAUUCUUAAUCAAGAUUUAUAAAUGAAAACAAAUAAUUUGAAAUUGCAGAUUUACCCAAAAAACUUAUAGAUCUAUCAAUUUUUGAGCAAAAUGACAUUUUAAAAUCUCUAAAUGAAAACUUGCCGAUUGAAAUUUAAGAGUAAUUAAAUUAAAUUCAGAACAUUUCUAUUUAUACAAUUGGUUUAUAUAAUAAAACAGAUCUAUUCGCCAUCUUUGGAACAGAAUAAGGGUAAAUCUUUUUAAUUCCAUUCUUUUAUGAAAAGAAUAAAAGAUGGAAUAUUUAUGUUAACAAGGAAUUUGAAAAAAACAUAAUAUUUUUGAAAUUUAUCAAAAAUUCCAUUUUUGCUGUGGAUCAAACAUUAAAAUUAAAAGUUUUUAGUCUAUCAAGCAUAUUUGGUAAAUUUGAUAAUCAGUCUGCUGAUUUUUUUUCAACCUAUUAAACAAUUUUACCAUCAAACAUAAAGUAAGUGAUCUAAAUUAGAUAAUUGUUUUAAGAGUCGAGCAAUAGCACUUUUUCAAAUAAUGAUGCCCUUAUUGUUAAAAGAAAGUUAGCUAAACAUUUUGUGGCUUUAUUGUUGGAAGAUGAUUCUAUCGUCAUAUAUCAUACAAUAUUGAAUGUUAAGAAGUUCUCCUUUCAUAAUUAAUUUAAGAUAAAUAAAGGAUAGGUGAAAUUAUAUUAUGUACCACAUUUAUUGAUAUUUCUAUUUUCAAAAGGAGUUGAAGUUUCAGUGUGGUCAAUGGAGAAAGGAUCUUUUGAGAGAAUGAUAAAUAUACAAUAAUUGUAAGAGUAUUUGAAUAUUGAUACACUUUUAACAUAGAAGUUGUCAUAAAUGAUCAAUUUAUAUGAUUUCAAAUCAUUCAAAACUGAUUAAGUAUCUUAAUUUGAUCUUUUAGAAUAUUCAAAUAGGAGUUAUUAGAUUUAAUACAAUUAUUCAUAAGAGUUGAAACAAACAUCUCCAUAAUAUUUUUAUGAUUUUUUUGGAACCUUAAACAAAAUAUAAUAAAAUACUUUUGAAUUUGAUGAAAUUUUACAUAUUCUUUCAUAUGAAGACUAAGCAAUUAGUUAUAGAAAUAAAUCAAUAACUAUAUUUGAACCUUAAGAGAUGGGUGAUAUGUUUCUAUUGUAUAAGAUUUAUUUAAAAUAAUUCAAAUCUACAUUAUAAUUUGAUAGAGUAAAUAAGUUAUAUAAAUAAUAAAAAGAACAAAGAAGACUAGAUUCUAGUUCUUCUUAUUAUUUAAUAUGGUUUGAUUGUAAAAAGAAUAUUGAAUUAAUAAAAUACUCAAUGGAAAAUACAGCAUCUUUAAAGAUCCCAUUUACUUAUGUCCAUUUUUAUCAUACAUUGAAUUUAGUACCUAUUUUUAAAUGUUAAUUUGGUCUAUAAGGAAUGGCAGAAGGAUUUUCAAGAUUGAUUCAGUCUAAUAAUUAUUAAAUUAGUGGAUUAAUGUCUACUUAAUACAGCAUAGCAGCAGCAUUAUGCUUAAGGCAAAUAAAAAGUAGAUUUUAGAUCUCUGAAAUUAAUAAUUCUACAAGUUUAUUAAGUUUAUCUAGAUAUAGUCUUGACAACUCAAAAGAUAUUAUUGAAAUUUCUUGUUAAUUGAUCUCAUAGCAAAUAAAGAAAAUGGAUAGUUUUUGUAAUGAUAUUGUAGUAUUACAAAGAACGUCUAAAGAGUUCUUGUAAUUAUUUGAAAGGAGUAGUUCAAAUGUGUAUUUUUCUUUAGAAAUUAUGUGUUUAAUAAUUCAAACGUAUUUAAUGUAAUAGAUGAUGAGUAAUAUUGAAAUGAUUAAUUAUGUAUUUAAUAGAAUAAUGUCUGGUUUCACUCACUAAUUAUGUUUGAAGAAACCAAAUAUUGUAUUCGUUUUUAUUAAAUUGUUAGAAGAUGGUAUGAAAAAUUUUCAUAAAUGCAUCCAAUAACCUAAAGUUUGUCUGCAGACUUUGAUAUAAAUUUACUAUUACAUAUAUACUACUUAUAAACACGGUUUUUCAUUAAAAGAAAUAAUAAAUGCUACUAUAAAUAAGAAAUCAAAAGACAAAGACAAAGAUAAAUAUGAAAUUUUGAGACAAUAUUAAUCAAUGAGUCAACUCGACUUAUAGAGAAUAAAAUAGAGAUUAAGAAUUUUAAUCAUGGCCUUAUCGGAAUAUUUUUUUGAAGAUUUUAAGGGAACUAUUAAGGAGAUGAUAAACUAAACAGACAUCUAUCCAAUAAUUGCCUGCUCAAUUCUUGAUUUAUUGCAUUGUUUAUCAAAAACUGAUAUUAAACCCAAUGAAAUUUUAUUCAUCUUAGAUUUAUCAAUAAAAUCAAUAGAUUAGAAUAAUCAAUAAUUAAGAAGGUAUACUUACAAGACCUUUGUGAAAUUAGUAUAAUAUUUAGAUUAGAGAUUCGAAUUCAUAAGCUUCUCUUAAAAGAAAUUAAAAUUGGCCUUUGCCUUUGAAGGUUUAGUAUAGAUUUAUGAUCUAAGAUAUGGAGUAAAAUUAUAACCAUUAGAUAGAUAUUAAUCAUAAAUAACUAGUAUAGCAUUUGAUAGUAAGGGCAAUUAAUUAGCUUCAUUUUCUUAGAAAGAUUAAAAUUUAAAGAUAUUUCAAUUAAAACCAACUAGUUCUUUUUUAUAAGGAUAUGAAAAUGUAUACAUUAAAUUAACUCAUUAAUUUAAUUUUCUAUAACCAUUGCACCAUACAGUAGAAUGGGAUAAAGACUGUGAAUAUAUUUAUUUAUAACAUGAAGAUGAAUCACAAGUAUUUAAAAUUGAUUGA